AUGUUAGCUGGCCAACACACCCAAACAUCACCUCCCGGUCAAGCAACGGUAUCGUGCCUCCUCGAAGUCAACGGCGAGUUUUAUGCUCUUGGACCUGCGCACCUUUUCACCCACAAGAUCACUGCCAAGAUCCAAGAGCAAUUGCUCGCCGAGUUGCGACAAAUGGACGAAGACGAAGACGAGGGUGACGAUAUCACUUUCGACGACGAUGACGACGGCUAUAGCGACAAUAAUCACUCACCACCCAAUGGCCUCAUGUCGGAGGAGGAAUCGUUGGAAAGCAAUGCAACAUCAUCACCACCGAAGGUUCUCGACGAUCCCAGCAGCGACAAAGGAGGCCUAGAAGAUCUAGUAGCAAGGUAUCCUGGCCCAAAAGACCUGGAAAAGGACACCACGGACUGCGAUUGGGCAAUCACACAAGUCAAGAAGCCUGACCAACAGCUCCCGAAUCUGUACCUAGCUGAAGGACGGCAAGCUCCUGAGUUCCGCGGCCAACACAUUGUUAAGGUCGCAGUCGAGUUAUCAAAAGACACACAGCCCAUAAACGUGAAAUCUGUCAACAUACUCACCUCUUCGUCGACCAAAUAUGGCACGCUCCUCCCACAAAUUGCCAAUAUUUCCGGCCUAAGCGGGCGGGGACAUUGUAACGUGCAUGUUGUGCGCAUGAAGAAUCGUAACGAUAUCGAGUUGGGCGACUCUGGUGCUCUUGUCGUUGAUGCGCAAACUUCCGUAGCCUACGGACAUGUUGUGGCCACAAGUCCGCAGGGCGAAGCCUAUGUUGUACCUCUUCAUGCAACACUCUGCCAGGUGAAGACGUUUUUCAAUACCGACAACGUUCGUUUGCCAGAAUCUUUGGACAUGCUCGGCCGGAUGGUACUUCACUACGUGACUACUGAGGCAUUCGCUGAAGCUGAGAAAGUUAUCUUAGCCAUGACCUCCAUGGUCAAAAGACUUCGAGUAUUUCGUCUAGCAGAGGGGCGGAAACGGCUAACAUACUGGCUCAAGGAUUCUACAGUACGAACUGCCCUGCUUGGGCUUGAUUUUCAAAAGGAUACAAACGAUGCCCGCCGCGAGGAGUGGCUGAAGCUAGGUGAAGAUUGGAAGAUGUUUGUGGUUAUAGAAGAUCAGACGCGCUCAAGCUUGGAUGCUGCAGAGAAUGGAAUUGAGGGGCUGUCGAGGAAGAUGUGGCCGGGGGCGAGGGCGUCGCGGUCUUAG
Messenger RNA from Alternaria ethzedia, 1215 nucleotides. RefSeq lists its product as uncharacterized. The transcript has 2 exons. Bases 1 to 1215 code for a protein of 404 amino acids. The record is from RefSeq and is a predicted model, not a curated record. Lineage: Eukaryota; Fungi; Ascomycota; Dothideomycetes; Pleosporales; Pleosporaceae.